UUCAAACAAAAACAAACUGUAGUGUUUUAUCUUACAAAAAGGUUAAAUAACUAGAUUGAUAAGACAGUUUCCAUGAAUGUGUUGAAGAAUUAAAAUACUAUGGAAAGAAAUAAUGAUAUAAUUAAAAGAGUUUUUCAAAGUAUGGAGUAUGGUAAAAAUACGCAAAGUGCUGAAAAAGCUUUGGAGUGGUUCAAGUCCAAAAAUUAUAAAUUUAGUUGUUUUUGUCUUGAAAAAGAAAUAGAAUUAUUCAACAAAAUUUCCACUGAAAAAUCAGUGCUUUGUACAGUGCAAAAAAAUAAAACUUUGCUUCAUAAUACAACAACCAAUUGGAGCACUUUCACACCUUUUAAAAUAUUUUCAACAUUAACCAAAUUUUCAGAUGAAAUUUACAAAAAUAUAGAAACUAUUUGCCAAAUUGAAAUGCUGACGAGAGGUUUACUUAAAAAGGACACAAAGAAACAAGCAAAUCUAAUGGGCGAUUAUAUAAAAUAUUAUUCGUCUUAUGCAAUGCGAUGCAAUAAUGAAAAAAAUGAUGAUUGUGAUUAUUACAUAGAAAUUAAUGAAACUACUGGGUUGUCGGUAAUAGGAGCUGCCCUAGGUAUAGGUAUGGCAAAUGGGUGGGAUAUAGUAUUCUUUUGCCCACCAUUGCUUGUCCCAAUUAUAACAUACAUUUUUGAACUCGGGCAAAAUGCUGGUGUUUCAGUGGGUGAUUUUAAAAUUCUUUCCUUAAACAAAACACAUGUUCCAUAUAUUAAAUGUGUUUAUUUUAAAGUUGAGAGAUUUAAGAUACCCAUGAUAAUUUUUGACAGCGCUGAUUUGGACGCCGCCUGCGAUUCCGUGACUGAAGCUGCUUGGGGUCACAUGGGCACUCUGCCCGAAUCCGUUGGCACGCUGAUAGUGCAGGAAAGCGUGUUCGAAUCGUUCGUGAAAAAACUGAAGGACGUCGUGAAAAGCGCGAGGAUCGGCAACGCGGCGGACGGCCUGGCCGACCUGGCCUACGCGGACAAACCGACCGCGGAGCGCCUGAUGCGCGAGGCGAGCGAGGCCAGAAAGCGGGGAAUCGAAGUUUUUCAGGCCGACGCCUCCUCCAAGACGUUUCAGCCCACUCUGUUUAUAGGGGCGGCCGCGCGCAGCAAUCGAGUCGUCGACGACGAUGCGCACCUGUCUUGCGGUGUUGCCGUGGUGUCGUUCAGGCACAUCGACGAGGCGGUCCGUUUGGCCGAAAACUCGAAGCAGGGGUACGCGGCUUCCGUUUGGACGGAAAACGUCGGCCUGGCCAAUGAAAUCGCCGCCAAAUUGAAUGUUGCUAAUGUAUGGUUAAAUGGGCAUGGUCUCUUUAGCGCAGAAGUACCAAUAUCUCCAAGAAAAGAUAGUGGUUGGGGAGUUAUUGGAGGGGAAGGUUACAGGCGACCAUCUGCUAAUCAUAACAUGGUUAUAAAUCAGUUAAAGCCUAAAGCUACCAAACCUAUGUUGAUAGAUAUUUUCUUUAAAACAGUAAAUAAUAUCAUGGAAAAUAAAAAUAGCCAUAUACCUGAAGAUAAAAAAGAACACUUGGUAACAUUAAUUUUUGAUUGUAUUACACGUAAAAGCCAGCAAAAUAGCAGCAAACUAAUCUCAGGCCAUAUGGUUAAUUCCUUAGAAGAACCCAUAGGACAAAUUGAUUUUAAUUUUGAAGAUUUUUGUAAUGAAAAAAUAAAAGCAAUUGUUCAGUCAAUAUUGGAUGGUAAUUCAAUAAUGGUCUAUGCAAAUGAUAAAGGUGCUUUAAUUUUAAAUGAGAUUUUCAAAUAUUUUCAAAAUGAUGUUAUAAAUAUAAAACCUUUAGACAACUCAACAAAAGGUAAACUUUAUUGUGAAGAUUUAUAUUUAUAUCGGGAAACAACUUGUUCAAAAAACAUAUGGACAAAUGUGGGUGCAUCAAGUCAAUAUAAAAUGUAAACUUUAAACUAAAAU
Messenger RNA from Brassicogethes aeneus, 1950 nucleotides. Lineage: Eukaryota; Metazoa; Arthropoda; Insecta; Coleoptera; Nitidulidae. The record is from the annotation of a GenBank genome assembly.